Molecule: messenger RNA, 1881 nt
Organism: Bombina bombina (fire-bellied toad)
Lineage: Eukaryota; Metazoa; Chordata; Amphibia; Anura; Bombinatoridae
Exons: 13
Coding region: 1-1881 (626 amino acids)
Source: RefSeq, a predicted model, not a curated record
AUGGGGCCAGCAUAUGAUGUCAAAGGUAAUGUCCCUAGUGAUGUAAUUGAUUAUGUCAUCAAUGAUCUAAUGUGUGAUGUCAUCAGUAAUGUCAUUCAAAACUGGCAAGGCAGUAAAAUGACUUUAAGUUUUGUGCAGAGUGCGCAGUUCAUGGAGUUCUCCGAGGUGGAAAAUCAUACUGAUUUUUACAUGAUGGAGGAUGGGAUCAUUCACACGCAGGACCAGAGGGGGGCUUUUAUCAUGUAUGAUAUUGCUCUGACAGAUCUCCAAGAGCUGCAGGAACAAAUACUACUUAUGACUACACACUUAAUAGAAGAAGAUAAAAGUAAUGAAUCAAGCAACAUGGACCUUUCAGAUUGGGCACAUGUGAGAGUGGACAGAUUUGCCGUAAUACUCGAUCUGUGGACUUGGGAAUCUGCUCUAUUAGAAAACAAGCAACAGCUUGUUGAAGGUUACUAUGAAGCUUACCAACAUGUCCUUGAUCCAGAAGAACGAUUUGCUUUGGCACAAGUGAUCACGGACAUCAUGUUCAGGCGCCCUUUGUUUGAUAUUGGAUCAAAAGACUUUCUGAAUGCUUAUAGAGAUGAGUGCCAGUGUCUGCGGCUUCAUAUACAGCUGGUGACCAACGUAAUUAACAGUCAGAUUGAGUGCCAGAGGGAGUUUAUUAAGAAGGUUUGGCGUAAUGGCGAGAAUGGAGACGUCUAUGACUUUGGACUCCCUCUCAACAUAAUUACUAAGCCUCUAGUCUCACUUCACACCAGUAGUUCAGCUGUAAACAAUGUUCAUCUCCUGGAGUUUCAUCCUUCCCUGGGGUCAAUUUAUCUGAUCUAUAGAACAUUGGAACAUAUCUGUCAAGAGUUCCAGAACAUCUGCCAAGCAAAAGCAGCAAGUCAGGUUGCCAGUCUUGAAAAGCAAGUAUUACUAAUGGCAUUAAAUGAAUGGAAGUCCAUGCAAGACCCCCAGUCAUUCUACAGUGCAAAUGUUCGCAAAGAUUUAUUUGAAGACGUGGUUGCUGAAGAUCCUUUGUUAAUAAGAGAAAUUUGCCUGUCUGCAUUGGAGUCCGAAACAGAUGAAGAAAAAAGACAAAGCAGAGCAAGACCAGUUUUUGUGUUGGACACAUUCUCCAAGAUUCUUGAGUUGAUAACUCUGCGUCAUCGGUUAAUUGAGACUGCAGCAGAAACAGCAGUUUUGUCCAGGACCUAUAAGAGUUAUGCUGCAGAAAUGGGAUUCAGUGAUUUUCACCUCUACCUAAGGCCAGUCCAUUUUGAGUUUGCAUCUCACAAGACUGAGGCAGUUCAGCUCCCACCAUUGUUCAUCACUGCUGUACUGGGAGAGGAAAGUUCUGUGGACAGGUACAUUCCGUCAACAAACCUUCUUGCAAUUCAUGAAAUUGAUGAAAACCAAAUUGGCAAAUUUAGUUUCUGGACAAGAGAUGGUAUAUUGCAGCUUCUACAUAAAUCCGGUGUAGAGAAUAUGCAGGUAGCCUUGGCCUGUCAAAUUACCCAGAAAAAUGCUCUGCUAGCUGCUGCUCAGCUGGCUUCCCUUUGCCAUACAACUCAGUCCUCAAUGCAGAGCAUGGACUUUAAGAACACGAGUGAAAGCGCAAUGGCACGAAGAAAGAGCAGUGCAAUGAUAGAAAAAAAUCCAGCAUGUUGGUCAAUAACAGAAAUGCAGCGAUCUUUAACUCCUGUGUCUCACGCCAGUGGGAUUCCCCCACCAGUAAAUAUGCCCAGAAAAAGACUUCCAGAAGCAUUUGUAUCGAUUCAGUUAGAAAAGGUGGGUCUGCGAGAUACAAUGCUGAACAUGUUUAUUCAGAAGAAGCAAUCUAUGAGCACUGCAAUGAGAAAUCCUGUAAGUGUUUAUAUGCACCUGAGAGAAUAA